CACCAGGUGGAGACAAUGUGGAAAUCAGGAUGGUUUGGAGGCACUCACUCACAGGGCAUUGAGGAGCGAGGAGUGUGCGAAGGAACUGGUGCUUGGGAAAAGGAGACUGCAGGAUUAAAACUUGCAAAGAUAGAAGAAAGAGGCGUAGCUGACUGUCUUCCUGGUGGCCACAGUCCACUGAGACUCAAGGCAGUCAACAUGGUUCGGUGGAAGCUGCACAAUGUUUUGUUUCUCCUGCUUCUUCUCUGCAGAUCAGAUGGACAGUCUGACCGUAGACGGGGACGCCCAUCACGACCCUGGCGUGACAGAUUUACGCCAAUUGAUCGAUACUGGGACCUCCAUGACAUAGCGCAAAAGGACACAGUUAAUCCUGCUCCGAGGUUCCUUCUGCUGGCUCCAGACCUGCUGAGGACCGACAGCCCAGAGAACAUCUACUUACAAGCUUACGACGUGACCAACCCCAUCACUGUCUCCAUCUCCAUCCAGCACUUCAGCAAGGCCACCAUGCUCCUUCAGGACUCUGUCACUCUCAACCUGGAAAAUGGAUUUCAAGCUCUCAAGACCAUACAGCUUUCCUCAGAUAAUUUGGAUCGUGAUGAAAAAAAGGACAAGUUUGUGACCCUCAAAGUGAACUUUGGGGAUUUACACAUGGAGGAAAGAAUGCUGAUGGUGACUUUUCACUCGGGAUACAUCUUCAUCCAGACAGACAAACCCAUUUACAACCCCGGAGACACCGUUCGAUUCAGAGCCUUUGUGUCCUCUCCGUCUUUUAAGGCCCUUGACAAUUCCAUCACAAUAGACAUCCAGAAUCCAGAUGGCGUGGUUGUCAAGCAGGUCUCCAAGUCCAGAGCUACCAAUGGCCUCUUAGCAGAGGUCUUUCCUCUUUCUGAAUUUGUCAAUGAAGGAACUUGGAUUGUGACUGCCAAAUUUGACCACUGGCAGCAGAACACAUUCACGUCCCAGUUUGAGGUGAAGAAAUACGUGCUUCCUGCCUUCAAUGUUACCUUGACUCCCAGACAGUCCUACUUCAGCCUGGAUGACAGUGAACUAGUUGUAGAUAUUUCUGCCAGGUACCUGUACGGGGAGCCGGUUCAGGGCACGGCCUACAUUGUGUUUGGAGUGAAUAUCAACAAAGAGAUGAUAAGGUUACCAUCCGUGCAGCAGGUGUCGGAUCUGGACGCAGGACAGGCCACACUGAGUAUCGAGGAGAUCAGAAGAGCAUACCCUGACAUUAGAUCCUUAGUGGGCCAAUCUUUGUAUGUCAAGGCCUCUGUGCUCACCAAGACAGGGAGUGAUCUGGUUGAGGCUGAAAAGACUGGGAUUAAAAUUGUGCAGUCUCCUUAUGUAGUGUUCUUCAAAGACAUGCCAAAGUAUUUCAAGCCGGGCCUGCCCUUUGACUUCACAAUCCAAGUGUACCAACACGACGGUUCUCCAGCUCGUAAUGUCCAAGUCAAAGUGAAUUUGCUGGACAAACCGUUGCUUGUCGCCUCCGGCACCACCAGAGCCACUGUCAACAUGCCCAACCGUCAACACCGACAAACCAUCAUGGUUGAAACCACACAGACUGGACUGAGACCAGAGCAGCAGGCCAGACAACAGAUCAUCGUUCAGCCUUAUGUCCCCUUUAACCAGCGCAAACAAAACUACCUGUACAUCUCCACAGGAAAAAACACAGUGUCUGUUGGAGAAAUGUUCGUCCUGAGUCUUAGCAUCACCACCGCAGAGCAGAAGCAUAGAGACUUUAUCAAACACGUGACGUACUUGGUGCUCAAUAAAGGCAAAAUCAUAACUGCUGAGCGUGUGGCUGUAACGGGUCAGCUGGUCACCACCGUGAAUUUAUUGAUAACGCCAGAGAUGAUGCCGUCUUUUCGCUUUGUGGCUUUCUACUCUAUCCCCUGGACAGAACGAGAGGAGGUGGUGUCUGACUCAAUCUGGAUAGAUGUGGUCGAUUCCUGUGUUGGAGGGCUCAAAGUUGGGCCAGAGGAUGGUAUACACAGAAUCUACGCGCCAGGAAAGAGCUUUCGUUUUCAGAUCAGAGGUGACCCGGGUGCAAGGGUCGGGCUGGUGGCUGUGGACAACGCUGUGUAUCUUCUCAACAGGGACAGGCUUACUCAGAGGAAGAUUUGGGACACAGUGGAGCAUGGAGACAUUGGCUGCACCCGAGGUGGAGGCCAGAACGCCAUAGGAGUGUUCACAGAUGCAGGACUGCUUUUUUCCUCCAGUGCCGGGGUCAAAACCACAAUCAGACAAGCCCUGCGGUGUUCAGGCAGUGCCAGAAGGAGGCGCUCUGCUGAACUGUUGAAGCGUAAAGCGCAGCUAGAGAGUCACUACAAGGAGAAGCUGGAGCGUCGCUGCUGUAAAGAUGGCCUCAGGGAGAUCCCAAUGCCUUACUCUUGCACCCGACGCUCCCUCUACAUCACGGAGGGCUGGGAGUGCAUGCGAGCUUUCCGCUACUGCUGCUCCACAUACAGGGACCAGGAGUUCAACACAGAGAUACCCACCACCCCACCGCCCAUGACCACAGCUCGUCCCACAACUUUGGCUCCGAUCAUGCCCACGGCAUAUGAGAGAGUGGUGUUUGAGUCACGACCCAGAAUUGCAUAUUCUCGACCCAACUUUGGUGUGGAGUUCAUGUCGAACCCUGUGGGGUUUGGCCCACCUGGACAGCCUGGCCUACCUGGCCCACCUGGCCCACCUGGACAGCCUGGCCCACCUGGACAGCCUGGACAUCCUGGACAGCUUGGAAGGCCCGGACCACCUGAACCUAAAGUAUUCUUGAGGACCCAAGAGCGGGGGGUCAUCAAAAUGGAGGCAGGUGUUGAGGAAGAAGAUUUUGAGGAAGAAGAGUGGGAGUACCUGGAUGAGACAGAGGUGUAUUUGCGUUCCAAGUUCUUCGAGUCUUGGCUGUGGAUGGAUGUUGAACUGCCCAGUCAGGCCGACAGAGAUGGGCUGGCAUUGAAGAACAUCGAUCAGGCCUUACCUGACAGCAUCACAGAGUGGGGCAUCAUGGCAGUCAGUGCAUCACCUCAUACAGGUUUCUGUGUUGCGGAGCCUUACAACGUCAAAACCUGGAAGCAUUUCUUUGUGGACCUGAAGCUGCCAUACUCAGUGGCAAGGAACGAACAGGUCGAGAUCAAAGCUGUGGUCCACAACUAUGGAGACGAGGACCUGCACGUAAGGGUGGUGCUAAUGAAGACAGAAGACAUCUGCAGCGUUGCUUUCAAGGAAAGUCACACACAGGAAGUGACACUGGCGGCUGGCUCUUCUGUGGUAGUGCCUUACACCAUUGUGCCAUUGGUGGUGGGUAAACUUCCUCUGGAGGUAAUGGUGGUUGGCAGAGACUUGAUGGGAGGAGACCGUGUCCAGAAAUCUCUACGGGUGGUGCUGGAUGGAGUUCAAAAGACUGAAGUGUGGAGUGCAGUGUUGAACCCGUCUGCUGAGGGAGGAACGCAGACUGUUCGUGUCGGCAAGACUGAACUGGAGUCAGUUGUGCCGAACUCUGUGCCAGAGACUUUCAUCAAUGUCAGAGGCAAUGUGUUGGCAGACAGCAUAGACAAUUCCAUCAGCGAGGACUCUCUGGCGUCUCUGAUCCGGAUGCCUGGCGGAUGUGUGGAGCAGAACUUGGCCUCCAUCACGCUGCCGCUCAUUGCUACCCUCUACCUAGAGCGGACCGACAACUGGCAGAGUGUAGGGGUGCAGCGCAAGGCCGAGGCUAUCCGAUACAUCCGGAGAGGUUACGAGAACCAGCUGGUAUACAGAAAGAGUGAUGGUUCUUACCCACCCUACAGAGGCGAAGGUGCAAGUACAUGGAUCACAGCGUACGUGGUGAAGGUGUUCUCCAUGGCUCACUCCAUCGUCGGCAUUGACGAGCAGCAAGUGUGUGACCCUCUGCUCUACCUGGUGAAGAACAAACACCGACGUACGGAGGGAAGAUUCGUAGAGAGCAACCCAGUUUACACCACCACCAUGACUGGCGGUCUCCGUGGCAAGGAUCCAGAAAUAACACUGACAGCAUUCGUCCUCAUAGCACUUGCUGAGGCCAAGCAGGCAGGCAUCCAAUGCAGCACUCCAGAUGUGAACAUGGAGUUUGCAAUCCGUAACACGGCAGAUUACCUGCAGAAGGCUCUGUUGGUGAAUGGGAGGAGACCCUACACGGUGGCCAUCUCCGCCUAUGCUCUGGCUCUGGUGGAUCCUAAACGCUACAAUUCAUUAGAAGCAUUACUGAGAGCCGCAGUUCGAGGUGGCAGUCACUGGCCUGAUAGGGAAAACACCUUGUUCACACUGGAGGCGACCGGCUACGCUCUUCUAGCUUUGGUCAAGUUGGGACGUUUGGAGGACGCUGCAGCACCAUUCAAAUGGCUGAACAGCCAGAGAAGAAUAGGAGGAGGCUUCGGAUCCACUCAGUCCACCAUGGUGGUGCUUCAGGCUCUGUCAGAGUACCUAAUCAACAAACCUCCUCCUGAUGACGUCCAUCUGAAUGUGGACGUCAAGUUAACAGGACGCAAGGAAAUCCGCUACCAUUUUAAUCAUCAGACUGCAUACGCUGCUCGCUCUUCUAGGUUACCUGCAAACCUGGAUUUGGAAGUUGUUGCUCAAGGAAAUGGACAAGGAAUACUGGAGGUUGUGACCUAUUACAACCAACUGCAUGAGGUGGACGAGAAAAUUCCCUGCAAGGAUUUUGAGCUCAACGUUACUAUUGACGAAUCUACCGAAAAGCCUCCGGCAGAUGUAGAAAAAUCCUAUCAGAUCACCAUCAAAGUGAGGGCUUUAGGACCCCGAGAUGUCAGGAUGGUGGUUCUCGAUAUCAGUCUGCCAACCGGCUUCACCCCAGAAAACUCCGACCUGGAAAUGUUGUCCAACUCAGUGGAUCGUUACAUCAAUAACUUCCAGAUUGUGGACAACCUGAGUGACAGAGGCUCCUUGAUCAUCCACCUGUUCAAGGUUUCCCACAAAGAGCAGGAGAUCCUGACCUUCAAGCUCCAGCAGAGAUUCAAAGUCGGCCUCCUCCAGCCGUCCUCCGUGACUGUCUAUGAAUAUUACAACCCAGACCACCGCUGCAGUCGCACCUACACUCCCAGGGAGGACCAGGAGGAGAUCACCAAGAUCUGCAGAGACAACGUCUGCCGCUGCACGCAAGGUGACUGCUGCAUCUUCAAAGCUGACAGCGAAAAUUUCCCCAACAAAGCAAGGGAGACAUUUGCCUGCAAGAGCUUACACCACGUUUUCCAGGUGAAGAUGUUGAGCGUGACCCACAGCUACUACGACAAAUACGAGAUGGAGAUUAAACAAGUUAUCAAACUGGGCGUGGAGGGUGGAGUUGAAGUGGGCCAGAAAAGGUUCUUCAUGUCUCACGGAGGCUGCAGAGAUGGACUCAGCCUGAAGGAGGGCUCUGAGUAUCUCAUCAUCGGUCCCAAAGAUGACCAGUGGACCAUCGAUCCUGACACCGGCAGGUUCAUCUACAUGUUGGGGAAGGACACUUGGGUGGAGCGCUGGCCUUCGGCUGCAGAGUGCUCCAGCAAUCAAAGCCUUCGGGCGAAAUGCAGCGGCCUAGAUGAUGCUGCACGUGAACUGUCUGUCAAUGGCUGCAGGCAGUAGAGGCUCAGGGUCAGCUGUAGCCCACCGUUUCCGUGUGCUAGCUCUGUGAAAAUGGGAACUGAAAGUGGAGCCAGUUAUCAGAACGAACUUGCAAAAUUUCAUCUACUGGGAAAAUAUAUUAAGAAUGAGGAAGGACUAAAGGCUGAAGACAGAAAAAGUAUGAUUUAUAUCACUGUUGAGUAGAUAAUAAUACCAAAUGUGGCUGUUUUAAAACUUUUAAGUGAAGUUGGCUUGAGUCUGACUGCUUGCAGAUACUGGAAGUAAGUUCUCUGAGUGACCUUCAGGAACAGGAAUUGUCGACUGAAAAAAACAAGAAAAAAAAGGAGCCAUGUGUGCGAGUCCUGGCUGUAGCAGGAACAGAAAGAUUAGCUGAACAACGUGACAUAAAGAUUACUGCUUAAAACAAACCCGAUGCGUAAACCAUAAAUAUUAAGCGGAACUUGCACUUAUGUUGUUUGUGUUAAGUCUGUGUGGUUUCCUGAUUCUUUUACUGGACUGCUUCUCGGAAAUAUAUAUAUCACUGGCCACAACAUUAGUUACACUAAAGAAACAUCCAUUUUAACAGUCCUCCGGUAAAGGUUAGGGGAUCAGCAUGUAUUUAAAUUGAAUUACAGAGCUGUUGAUUCAGCUGCUGCAGUUUGUUGUGUUGUUGAAAGUCUUAGACCAACAUAUGUUUCUGUUGUUUUAUUUAGUGGAUUCUGAUUAAUUUAAUCAACUUUAACAGCACCGCAAACUAAAUCAUCCAACAUAUGAUCAUCAUAUGGUUGAAUUACCACCUUUCUGUUGCUGUUUCAACAUCCACCAUCCUCCAUCUAUUAGGACAGUCAUGAUGGGGGAUUUAGUGCAGGAUUGCUCUAUUAGAAUGCAUGUGUUUUCACCAGUGCACCUAAUGGAAGUGGCCGGCGAGUGUAUGUAAUUGCUUCUUAGCUGUUUCAAUAAAAUAAAGUAGUUAUUCCGCGACA
This is a messenger RNA of Mugil cephalus (flathead mullet), 6557 nucleotides long. Its product is annotated as complement C3-like. Gene Ontology annotation, cellular component: extracellular region. Gene Ontology annotation, molecular function: protein binding; endopeptidase inhibitor activity. NCBI's taxonomy places the organism in Eukaryota, Metazoa, Chordata, Actinopteri, Mugiliformes, Mugilidae. The transcript has 45 exons. The record is from RefSeq and is a predicted model, not a curated record. Bases 16 to 5595 code for a protein of 1859 amino acids.